This is a messenger RNA of Rattus rattus (black rat), 2602 nucleotides long. RefSeq names its product SET domain containing 3, actin histidine methyltransferase (gene Setd3). Gene Ontology annotation, biological process: positive regulation of transcription by RNA polymerase II; peptidyl-lysine monomethylation; peptidyl-lysine dimethylation. Gene Ontology annotation, molecular function: transcription coactivator activity; protein-L-histidine N-tele-methyltransferase activity; protein binding. The record is from RefSeq and is a predicted model, not a curated record. Lineage: Eukaryota; Metazoa; Chordata; Mammalia; Rodentia; Muridae. Bases 15 to 1805 code for a protein of 596 amino acids. The transcript has 13 exons.
CGGGCAGUCAGAAAAUGGGUAAGAAGAGUCGAGUGAAAACUCAGAAAUCAGGUACUGGAGCCACAGCCACCGUGUCACCUAAGGAAAUCUUGAACCUGACAAGUGAGCUGUUGCAGAAAUGUAGCAGUCCUGCACCCGGCCCAGGAAAAGAAUGGGAAGAGUACACACAGAUCCGGGCUCUGGUUGAGAAAAUACGAAAGAAGCAAAAAGGUCUGUCUGUUACUUUUGAUGGGAAAAGAGAAGAUUACUUCCCUGAUCUAAUGAAAUGGGCCUCUGAAAACGGGGCUUCUGUCGAGGGUUUUGAAAUGGUUAACUUCAAAGAAGAGGGCUUUGGUUUGAGAGCAACAAGAGACAUCAAGGCAGAAGAAUUAUUUUUAUGGGUUCCACGAAAGUUACUAAUGACUGUUGAAUCUGCUAAGAAUUCAAUAUUGGGGCCCCUGUAUUCCCAAGACCGAAUUCUCCAAGCUAUGGGGAACAUUGCACUGGCCUUUCAUCUGCUGUGUGAGCGAGCCAGCCCCAACUCUUUCUGGCAGCCGUACAUUCAGACCCUCCCCAGUGAGUACGACACCCCUCUCUACUUCGAAGAAGAGGAAGUGCGCUGUCUUCAGUCGACACAAGCCAUCCAUGAUGUCUUCAGCCAGUAUAAAAACACAGCACGCCAGUACGCCUAUUUCUAUAAAGUCAUCCAGACCCAUCCUCAUGCCAACAAACUGCCCUUGAAGGAUUCUUUCACUUACGAGGACUACAGGUGGGCCGUCUCAUCAGUUAUGACACGGCAAAACCAAAUUCCUACAGAGGAUGGUUCCCGGGUGACCUUGGCUCUGAUUCCUUUAUGGGACAUGUGCAAUCAUACCAACGGCCUGAUCACAACAGGCUAUAACCUGGAAGAUGACCGCUGUGAGUGCGUGGCUCUGCAGGACUUUCAGGCUGGAGAUCAGAUUUACAUUUUUUACGGCACUCGGUCAAAUGCAGAGUUUGUGAUCCACAGUGGUUUUUUCUUUGACAAUAACUCACACGACAGAGUGAAAAUAAAGCUUGGAGUGAGUAAAAGUGACAGGCUCUACGCUAUGAAGGCUGAGGUCUUGGCUCGGGCUGGCAUCCCAACAUCCAGUGUUUUUGCAUUGCAUUUUACUGAGCCACCCAUCUCUGCCCAGCUUCUAGCUUUUCUCCGAGUAUUCUGCAUGACUGAAGAGGAGCUGAAAGAGCACUUGCUAGGGGACAGCGCCAUUGACAGGAUCUUCACUCUGGGGAACUCGGAGUUUCCUGUCAGCUGGGACAAUGAGGUCAAACUUUGGACAUUUCUGGAAGAUAGAGCCUCACUUCUUUUAAAAACAUAUAAAACGACAAUUGAGGAAGAUAAGAUUGUCCUGAAAAACCCUGACCUCUCUGUCCGUGCCACAAUGGCCAUCAAAUUGCGCUUGGGUGAGAAGGAGAUUUUGGAAAAAGCAGUGAAGAGUGCAGCCAUGAACCGAGAGUACUACCGCAAACACAUGGAGGAGAGGGCGCCACUGCCCAGAUACGAGGAGAGUGACCUGGGGCUGUUGGAGGGUGGUGUGGGGGACUCCAGGCUCCCUCUGGUCCUGAGAAAGCUGGAGGAGGAGGCAGGCGUACAGGAGUCUCUGAGCCUCACAGAGACUGUCAGCAAAGUCAAGGCUGCCGAGAAUGGGCUCCUCAACGGGGAAAGCUUGAUCCCUAAUGGGACCAGGUCUGAAAAUGAAAGCUUAAGCCCAGAAGAGAGUGAAAACACGACAGGAGACACGGAAGAGUCUUCAGGAAGCAUGGGUGCGGUGAAGGAGCGGCUCUGAGAUGCUCACGGAUCCAGUUGAGCAGAGGUUGCAGACAGCCCACCACAUCACCGUGCUCCUUGUUAACAUUUUUCUUUUCGCAGAGAGGAAAAUAUGUUUUGCUGCUUUAUAUAAAGUGAUUUUUAAGUUAUUAUAAAGAUCUAGCUUCCCUUAUUGAUUAAGAUUGCCAUCUUGCUUCUGGGCGGAACAAGGUAGUGAGGAGCAGCAGAGGGGAGGAGGCGCCCUUGAGAGACUGCAGACCAGCUGUGGGCAGCGCCGCUCUCCUCGCUCCACUCCACAGUGAGCGCUGGCGCUGCUCCUGCCGAGGGAGUGGAUGGUGGAGGUGAGGCCCAGCGAAAAGAAAGCUGGGCGAGGUGGUUACAGAACAGAGUCUGGGCAAAAGCUUUUAUUUUUUUCCUUAACAAGAAUAUCCCCAGUACCAAAAGAAAAGGGAAGGUGGCAACCUGAUUUUUAAUGGCUUAAAAUGUUGAUGAUGAUCCUAAUUAUAUAAACACACACAUAUAUCUAGUAAUUUCUAAGGAUUUGUUUACUUUUUGUGUUCUGUUUUGCUGUAUUAAAAACUUGUCCUUUACCUUAAAUCAAAGUAGGCCUCGCGUCCUCCUGGGUUUUCACGCUGGCUUUGUGUCAGAGAGGUGCACUGGCUCCAGUGAUGGCAGUGGAGUGCCGUAGACACUGCAGCCGUGGCUCACGCACGGUGUCGGGAUAGGCGGCCCCCUGGAUUUCUGGUUUCACAACAAGCUAGAGAUUUUCAAAGCUACCCUUUUGAGUAAAACCCCUUAUUAAAAGAAAAAACAUGA